CAUUAAAUUGGAGACAAUCUGAAAGGUUUCUACUUUUUUCUUUCGUGCUAUCAUAACGACGACCUCGUAUAAAUUAAUAUCCUAAGCCCAAGUUUUCAUUUUACAAAUUUUAAGUUGAAAUUUCAUACGGAGGAAAGGAACAUUCUGAAUUAUUUCGCGAGCAUUUUUUAAUUUCAUUGGUUCUGGGUAAUACGAUUCGACAACGCAUUUAAGGUGAUAAUUAAAUAUACGUCACUAUUUUCGCGCGCACGUAACAAAUAUGAUGAUGGAGGAUUCGAUAUUCGUUCACAAUUAUGAAAUGUUGCCAGCAUAAGAGGUUGAAAUCCUCUCAAUGUAAAGCUGGCAACCAACGAUGGAAUCCUACCUCCAAGCUCCGCCUAAACAAUUCUUACUUGCCCUCGUUUCGCCCGAUAAUCGAUGAUGAAGAGAAGAAAGCAAUCUUCAAGUUAUUUUGGAGCAUGGCUAGUCAACCUUCUCCUGAGAAAGCUUCCACAACGCUUAAAAAACUGAGCCUGCCUUUUGAUGCUUCAACACGUAACUUUGGUGUGACAAGCAACCAAACCCAGAAAAGAAAAAUUACUUUGGAUGACGCCAGGCACAAAAUAAAUCCCAAUCUCUUAACGGCGCGUGGACGUGGGGACCUUAUUUACGUGGCGCAGAGAAGAACUGAGUUCGAUAUUGCACCCGACUGGAGAGCACCAAUGCGCAGCGUUGUUCCUAUGACCCAGAUCACUCGGGGUGCUCCUACGCAGGAGAGGCUACCAAGGUUAACCAAGCACGUCUGUCUACAUAAUCAGCGUGAGUUUGUGAUUCAUCCCGAAUGGAUUAUCCAUUGAAGUUAAGGAGAGCAAUUCAAGGGAACGGUUCACUCCAUUUUUCAGCCUUUUUCAAUUGUUGCUUAAAUUGUUAGUUUGUAUUCCGCCGGUUAGAAAUAAACAAUUGAUAACGGUA
Molecule: messenger RNA, 951 nt
Organism: Pocillopora damicornis (cauliflower coral)
Lineage: Eukaryota; Metazoa; Cnidaria; Anthozoa; Scleractinia; Pocilloporidae
Source: RefSeq, a predicted model, not a curated record